This is a messenger RNA of Raphanus sativus (radish), 937 nucleotides long. RefSeq names its product mitochondrial import inner membrane translocase subunit TIM23-2. Gene Ontology annotation, molecular function: transmembrane protein transporter activity. The transcript has a single exon. Gene Ontology annotation, biological process: protein import into mitochondrial matrix. Gene Ontology annotation, cellular component: TIM23 mitochondrial import inner membrane translocase complex; mitochondrial inner membrane. Lineage: Eukaryota; Viridiplantae; Streptophyta; Magnoliopsida; Brassicales; Brassicaceae. Bases 159 to 734 code for a protein of 191 amino acids. The record is from RefSeq and is a predicted model, not a curated record.
AUAAAAACCCUAAAGACAACAAUUUUUAAUCUCCAUUUCACUUUUUGCGCAACGUCGGAGAGAGAGCUGCUACAUCACACAUUUCUCGGCCACCUCUCUCUCUCUCUCUCUCUCCUGCGACCAUCGAAAACCCUAAUCUCUCUCUCUCUCUCACCCUCAUGGCGGCGAACAACGACAGAUCCGAUCAACAACAACCAGACGAAACCAACAGCACGCGCCUCUACAACCCUUACCAAAACUUCGAGGUCCCGAUCAAAUCCCAGUACCUCUACAAGCUCCCCACCUCCCCUGAGUACCUCUUCGCCGAGGAGUCCCUCAAGCAGCGCCGCACCUGGGGCGAGAACCUCACCUUCUACACCGGAACCGCCUACCUCGCCGGCUCCGUCUCCGGCGCUACCCUCGGGAUCUUCUCCGGCGUCAAGAACUUCGAAUCCGGCGACACCACCAAGCUCAAGAUCAACAGGAUCCUCAACUCGUCGGGGCACGCGGGACGCACGUGGGGCAACAGGGUCGGGAUCAUCGGGCUGAUGUACGCCGGGAUCGAGAGCGGCGUCGUGGCCGCCACGGAUAGGGAUGAUGUGUGGACGAGCGUGGUGGCGGGGCUUGGGACCGGGGCGGUUUUUAGGGCGGCGCGUGGGGUGAGAUCCGCGGCUGUGGCGGGGGCUCUUGGCGGGUUGGCAGCUGGUGCUGUGGUUGCUGGGAAGCAGGUUGUGAAGCGGUAUGUGCCCAUAUGAAGAAGCCUUGUCUCUCUGUUGUUUGAAAUUUUUUGAUAGAUUUGAUUAGGUUUUGGUAUGUCUUUUCGGAAUCAUUAAAGAUGAAAACUUUCUUCAUUGGGUUCUUAUAAAGGUGUAUUGAGUCUGUAUGUCAUUUUGAUGAAUAAAUCUGCAAAACUUUUUUGUUUUAUAUACUGAUGAAAUGGUAUAUUCAUUUGCCAUGA